Molecule: messenger RNA, 915 nt
Organism: Amyelois transitella
Lineage: Eukaryota; Metazoa; Arthropoda; Insecta; Lepidoptera; Pyralidae
Gene: Ankrd49
Product: ankyrin repeat domain-containing protein 49
Exons: 4
Coding region: 153-869 (238 amino acids)
Molecular function (GO): protein binding
Source: RefSeq, a predicted model, not a curated record
AUGUAGGGGUAUCUUUAUUUAGUUUGUGGUCUUUUGUUGUAGGUACUGUGAUUUUUGUUGUUUGGUUGUGAGUGACUUGUCAUUAUAUAUUAAGAUCUUUGGACAGUCCGGUAGAACCAAAGGCAGUACUUUACUGAGAAACCGGAUUUAUCAUGUCAGAAGAUGAAGAUUAUGAUACUUUUAAUGUUAAAAACCUCCAAGACAUUCAUGAUGAAAUAGAAAAAUGUAAAAAGAACCCUAAAACGGCUGGAAUGUUUGUGUCUGGUUGGGAUGAUGCUGAGCAAGAUAUCGAUGUAGUUAAAAAUCCUAAAGCCAAUCCUAUUGAUCAUGUUCUAUGGGCAGCAGAAAAUGGAGAUGUUGAUUCAUUACAAGAACUAUUAACAUCACAACCAAGCCUUGUAUCAGCUCGAGACUCUGAUGGAUAUUCUCCUUUACAUCGGGCUGCAUAUGGCAAUCACAUUGCUGCCAUUUCGUAUUUGUUAAGUGUUGGAGCAAAUGUGAGUGCUACAACAGAACUUGGCUGGACACCUUUACAUUCAGCAUGUAAUUGGAAUAAUUAUAAGGUUGUAGCAAGGCUGUUAGCAUCUGGAGCAAACCCCCAUGCUCUUUCAGAUGGUGCUCAAUCUCCUAUGCAUUUAGCAGCAGCUAUGAGUCAUAGUAAAUCAACCUUAUUGGUUCUGAUGCUUCGAGAAGACACUGUGGAUUUAGCGCAUAAACCUAACAACUCUGACGAGACUCCUGAACAAUUAGCCAGGGGUCAUGGAAUCUACUCUCCUUUAUUUGAAAUGCUGUUACCAGCUGCAUCAUUUAUUCAUUCCCAAGCAUUCACAUAUAAUCCUUAUGUUCGUGAGCAGCAUAACAUUGAAUAAAAUGGUAAAAAAAAACUGUCUAAAUAAAAGGCUGUAAUAAAAUCUA